Molecule: messenger RNA, 808 nt
Organism: Sorghum bicolor (sorghum)
Lineage: Eukaryota; Viridiplantae; Streptophyta; Magnoliopsida; Poales; Poaceae
Exons: 4
Coding region: 1-546 (181 amino acids)
Source: RefSeq, a predicted model, not a curated record
AUGCCCUCGGUCGCUGAUGCCCUCGCUACCGAUGAGGCCAUCGAUUUCUCCGUAAUAAAGACGCUGGUGGACCUCUCGCCUGAGUACCUCAUCGGCGCCCCAGAUUCCGUGCGGGAGCGGGUGGCGCUCCGGGGCGUCGAGAAGCAUGGAACCUUCGCCGACGCCGCCGAAGGUGCUGCUGCAGUGGCGCCACCUCCGUCGAAGAUUCUUAGGGUUGACGCCGUCCGCUCUUGCGAGGACUUGCUGGUUGAGCUCACCGAGCAGGUUGGAAGCUCUGGAAUUCGGGAUAUAAUUAUGCCUUUUAGACAAGAUAUUCAAAACUUUAUUUGUAUCAAGAAACCUACACUACCAGAGUCUUCUUUGGAAUUGCUUAGAGAAUUGGACCCAGAGAUCCAAUCUAUGGCUGCAUCAUCAUCAGUGGAGCAGAAUGGUAUAUCAAGAAACACGACAAUCAUCAGUCCUUAUGCAAUGUCCACCAUCUUAACUCCAAUAUUGAUACACCUAGGCCCACUAUUGCCAGUACUGAGCUUCAGCCUGGGAAUUUAACAAAUUUAGUCAACAACCAUGAAAAAGGUAAUUUCAAGCAGUGUCCAGUUGAAUCAACUGUUGAUCUUGAUAAGCCACUUGAAAUAGACAGAAGGUUCUACAAUCAAGCACGGGAAUAUGCUAACCAAUUUUUCACUUCAAACAAAAAUGAUGGUUACUUCUUCAUAUCAUACACUAAGUUCCUUGCCAUUUCAAAUGAUCUUGAAUAUUUUUGUGUUUAUAUAUUUGGCUAAAUGUCAUCUUUCAUAUUUUUUAUGAAUAA